AUGUCUCUAGAGCACUCCCACCGCCCUGCUGCUGCUGCCGCUGAUGCCGAUGCUGCUGCUGCUGCCUUUGCCUUGGUGCGAUGGGGUCGGGACCGGGAGGGUGGGGAAGCAGAGGCGGAAGAGGAGGAGGGGGGUGAGGAGGAGGAGGAGGAGGAGGAGGAGGAGGAGGAGGAGGAGGAGGAGGAGGAGGAGGAGGAGGAGGAGGAGGAGGAGGAGGAGGAGGAGGAGGAGGUAGAAGAAGUGGAGGAAGGGGACGAAGAAGUGGAGGAGGAGGAAUCUGAAUGGGAUGAAGAAGGGAGUGAGGGAGAGGAGGAAUCGGAGUGA
This is a messenger RNA of Closterium sp. NIES-65, 324 nucleotides long. NCBI's taxonomy places the organism in Eukaryota, Viridiplantae, Streptophyta, Zygnematophyceae, Desmidiales, Closteriaceae. The record is from the annotation of a GenBank genome assembly.